Chaetura pelagica (chimney swift) is the source of this 975-nucleotide messenger RNA. It is a transcript of the gene LDAH, whose product is annotated as chromosome unknown open reading frame, human C2orf43. Gene Ontology annotation, molecular function: lipase activity. The record is from RefSeq and is a predicted model, not a curated record. NCBI's taxonomy places the organism in Eukaryota, Metazoa, Chordata, Aves, Apodiformes, Apodidae. The transcript has 6 exons. Gene Ontology annotation, biological process: lipid storage. Bases 1 to 975 code for a protein of 324 amino acids. Gene Ontology annotation, cellular component: lipid droplet.
AUGAGGUCAGCGUCAGAAGAGCCAGUCCCGUUGCAUGAAGAAUUUAUCUAUUGUUGUGGAGCUGCUACCCAUGUUUUAAAGUGUGGGCCCUGGAAAGACCUCUCAAAAGAUGAAAAUAAAAAUCUACCCAGGCUCUUAUUCAUGAUUAUUCCUGGUAACCCUGGACUGGCAGGUUAUUACAGGACCUUUAUACAGGCCUUAUAUUGUGGGCUAAAUCAGCAAUAUCCCGUUUGGGUUGUGAGCCAUGCUGGACAUUGUAAGCCUCCUAGUGGAAUGGAAAUGAUAGAAGACACAGAUAUUAAGGAGCUAGAGGAUGUUUUUGGACUUAAUGGACAAGUAGAGCAUAAGCUGAACUUCCUCAAAAACAAUGUAUCAAAAGAUAUAAAGCUGGUACUGAUUGCUCAUUCUAUUGGUUGCUACAUCACACUGGAGAUGAUGAAACGAGCAUCAGAACUUCAGGUUCUUCGCUCUGUGCUGCUGUUUCCAACCAUAGAACGGUUGGCUCAGUCCCCUCAAGGGAAGCUGAUGACUCCUUUGCUGUGCAAACUUCGUUACAUCCUGUACAUGCCUGUCUACCUGCUGUCCUUCCUACCAGAGGGAGUCAAAGCCUCCCUGGUGCGCUUCGCUCUGCGAGGGAUGAAGACCUGUGAUGAAUCUUCCAUAACAACCUCCAUCAACCUCUUCAGUGUGGACUGCAUUGCCAACAUCUUGUACUUGGCAAGCCAAGAAAUGAUUAAGGUUGUGGAGAGAGACAGUACAACCAUAAAGCAACAUUUAAAGAAGCUGAUUUUUUACUAUGGCAUUGGAGACAGCUGGUGUCCUCAGCACUACUACGAUGAGAUCAAGCUGGAUUUCCCAGAGGGGGACAUUCGGCUCUGCCAGAAGGGGCUCCGCCACGCCUUCGUGCUGGAUGCCAGCAAGGAGAUGGCUGCCAUGAUCACUGACUGGUUACAGGAUGAUUUGACCAAAUUAUAA